UUAUUAGCGCUUUAUACAAAUAAAAUUGAAUAUUAAAUUUUAUAAAGAUUAUUAGGAAAAUCUAAAAAUUUUUAAAAUAAAAAUUCAUAGAUCCACUCAUUCAUCAAUAAAAUAUAAAGCUAAUUAAUGAGUCAAGCAUAGAAAAAUUUAAAAUUAAAAAUAUUACAAAAAUCAUUUUAGGUUAAAAAUAGUGGCUAUAUAGCUUAGCAAUACUGUAGAGCCGAUGAUAAAAGAUUAGGAGCAGGAGGAUUUGGAGAGAUUUUUAGGAUAGUUGAAAAAACAUAAAAUCAAGAUUAAUCUAAAAUGUAAUGUUUAAAAAAAGUUAGCUAGUAAGAUAGGUCUUAAGCUUUAAACGAAAUAAACUCUCUUAAGAUAUUAUCACACCCAAAUAUCUUGAAAUUUUAUGAGUACUUUGAAAACCAAAAGAAUAUCUUUUUAGUUUUGGAGUAUAUUGAAGGACUUGAUAUGAUUGAUUUCAUCCAAAAAGACAGCACAUCUAUUUCAGAAAAAGUUGCAGCUACGAUUAUGAAACAACUUUUAGAAGCUUUAGCUUACACUCAUGAUAAGAAAAUAGUUCAUCGCGAUAUUAAAUGUGAAAAUAUUAUGAUAAUCAAAUAAGGUGAAACAUAAAAAUCUGAAAAUUCAAGUUAAGAAAAUAGCAAUUAGAAUGCUUAAAAUGAGUAGAAUUUUAAAGUUAAACUUAUUGAUUGGGGUUUUUCAUAUAAUUUAGGACUGAUGAAUUAAGAAUAUAUUGAAAGCAAAUCUCUUAUGGGCACUUACUACUAUAUAUCUCCAGAGUAAAUUUAAAAGUAAAAAUAUAAUUCAAAAUGCGAUAUAUGGGCUGCAGGAGUAGUUAUGUAUUGCUUGCUAAAUAAGCAAUUCCCUUUUUUCAGUAACUUAAAGUUUUAAGAUAGAUUUAUGGAAUAUUAGCAAGUUUCACUCUCUUAAUUUCAUAGGAAUAUGCAAUUAGCAGAUACACAGAGCUAAAAUGAAAAUGAAUGUUCUGCUGCUAUAUAAAUUAGUGCACAGACUAUAUCUGGUUCAACUUCAGAAUAAAACUAAAAUAAUCAAUAAAAUUAGCAUUCAAAUUCAUAGUCCACUGUUAAUCAGACUUAAGCUGAAUAAAAAGACUAGAAACCAAAAUUGACUAAAUCAUAAAUGCUAAAUAUUUUACAUCAAGCGAAAAUUAAAUUUGAAAAUGAAAAAUCUGAGGAUAUUUUCGAUAAAAUUUUAAAUGAGGAACCUAGCUAUGAUGACAACAUAUUAAGUGGAGAAGCAAUUGAUUUAUUAAGGAAAAUGCUCAAUAAAAACUAAUCAUAAAGACCAUCAGCUAAGGAUCUGUUGAGACACCCAUGGUUUUAGAAUAGCUACAAUAUGAAUGUGGAAAAUGAAAAAAUAAAAGAAAAUCUGUAAAAGUUAAAAAAUUUUACUUACGAAAAUGAAUUUUAAAUGGCCGUUUGGAUGUAUAUAUCUUCUCAUUUAGUAGAAGAUAAUGAAAAAAAGGAGUUGGAAUUGAUAUUUAAAAAGUUAGAUAAAGACAACAGUGGAACUCUUAGUAAAGAAGAGAUCAAACAAGGAUUCGAAGAAAUGGAAGUUGAGCUAAACUAAUAAGACUUGGAUCAAAUUUUUGAUCAAAUAGAUACUGACAAAAAUGGAUUCAUUGAUUACAAUGAAUUUCUUGCCAGCACUAUAAGUCAUGAACUCAUAUCCAAUUAAAAUUACUUGAAAAAAGUAUUCAAAUUGAUUGAUCUCGAUAAGAAUGGAAGUAUUUCACUUAAUGAACUCAAAAAUAUAUUAGGGUCUCCUGACUAAAGAGUAAAUGCAGCAUAUCAAAGUGUAUUCGAAGAUAUUUUUUCAUAGAUAGACAUAAACAGUGAUGGUGAAAUAUCGUUCGAAGAGUUUGAAAAACUAAUUACCUCACAUAUAUGCUAACAAUCAAAAUCUACAUCAAGUUAACAGCAAUAAACUGAUAAUUAAUAAAUAUAAAAGAAAGAUCCAAGUGAUAUAGAAUUAUAAAAUAGUUAAAAUUAAGAAGAAAAAUCAAAUUUGGCAAUCUGA
Molecule: messenger RNA, 2058 nt
Organism: Tetrahymena thermophila SB210
Lineage: Eukaryota; Ciliophora; Oligohymenophorea; Hymenostomatida; Tetrahymenidae
Product: kinase domain protein
Exons: 2
Biological process (GO): intracellular signal transduction; protein autophosphorylation; peptidyl-serine phosphorylation
Cellular component (GO): cytoplasm; nucleus
Molecular function (GO): calcium-dependent protein serine/threonine kinase activity; ATP binding; calmodulin binding
Source: RefSeq, a predicted model, not a curated record